Molecule: messenger RNA, 3341 nt
Organism: Owenia fusiformis
Lineage: Eukaryota; Metazoa; Annelida; Polychaeta; Sabellida; Oweniidae
Source: the annotation of a GenBank genome assembly
AAGUUUCUGAGGCUAUGUAUGCCUUAGGCAAAGAUAUAACAGCUUGCGACCAAGUGAAGGAAAUCGAGAAACAAGCAACAUUAAUGUGUGGAUUGGGUAAAGAAUAUGCAGAUUUAGCGGAACAAACUGGAGAAGGAUGGCACUUCAACUACGCAACAGCCCUGUUUAAUGCCGCUCUUCAGCGCUUGAUGAAAUGUCAGGCUGAACAUAAGGUGAACUUGUUCGAUCGUGUUGAAUUUAUACAUAAUCAAUUGCAACAAUUAGAAACGAACUUUUUAAAAGCUGUCUGCAAAGAAAACAAAGAAUCUCUCACAGACUGCAUGAAAAGAUAUAAGAGUAUUUUGAAAGAUAUUCGAAAAUAUUCUACAGAGACGAUAGAAAAUAUCCACACCGAAGAUAUGAUAUUUGACAAUGAGACGUUUGAGAUGAGCAAAGAAACCCAAAUAAGGACAAUUGCAAACAGUAAGACGUACUAUGAGACUCUCACUGAUAAAAUCAUAGAUUUACACGCGCUCAUGAUAAAUGAUUGCAUUUCAGUUCUAGGUCAUCCUGACUGUAAGUUUUCAAUAUUAGGUUUGGGUUCUCUAUCUCGGAAAGAGGUGACUGCAUGGUCUGACCUCGAGUCAGCAGUCUUAUACGAUGCUACUGGUAAGACAGAGGGGGAAAUCGAGCUUUUAAAACGCGAUUUUAGAAUUCUUGUUCAUUAUUUCCACAUGAAGGUUAUCAAUCUCGGCGAAACACUGAUCAACGGCUUGGAUAUCCCCGUUCUUAACGAUUGGAACAGUAGACUCCCUAAAAGGUUUAAAGAUAAUGAUUUCUGGGAUAAAAUAACCCCACAAGGACUCUGUUUUGACGGUACACAGCCAAAGGCAAGUAAGAUACCAUUUGGUAGAAGGUCUACCAAGAACCCUUCAAAACAACCUAGUUUAGAAUUGAUAAUGACCCCGGAUGAAAUGUCUGAAUGUCAGAUUGAACAAGUCUCCCUUAAAGAAGGCUAUCAUCUCAGUGAUGUACUGUUAACAUCUACCCUCAUCACAGGAGAUAAAUCAUUGUGGAAAGAAUACAAUGACAAGGUUCACGAAAUGCUUUUCUCUCGUUCAACGAUUGAUCCAAAUAUGUCUGUGGGUAGAAAAAGGGGGUUAGAAACAUUGAGGGAAGAUUUACAAAGUUAUCUUACUAAACCUCUUACACCAGAGUCAUUCAAUAGACAAAUGAAAACAAAACACAAUAUCUACCGAUUUGCAACCAUAUCUAUAAACACUCUUAAAUUGUUGCACCAUUGCAAAUGUUUUGCUCCCCUUGAUAUCCUCAAUGAGUUAGGGAAAAAGAAAGUACUAAGUGACAGAGCUAAAACAGAUUUACAGUUCAUGGUUUGUGCUGCCACGAACAUGCGUCAUCUAGUUUACGGAAGGUAUGGUCAACAACGGGAACUGGUAUCUUUUGUAAACAGACCAUCAAAAGAAGAAUUGAUCGGAGCCCUAGACACUAUGUCAGUUAGAGAUUAUGCACCAGUUAUUUUCCGGUUCUAUGCAACUCUAACAUCAUGGACAGACUUUUUGUUGUAUAACUUCUGUUUUAAUGAUAUUUCGACGUGUACUCACGCGUCCCAAUAUGCAGAUAGCAAUUCCGAGGUGACUGCGAAAGUACAAGAGAAAAUGUAUAUGUUCCAAAGUGCAAUAAAUUCUCUCGAACGCCAAAGAAGCAAACUUCCCCUUAAUAACGCGGAGAGUAAGAAAAAAUUCCGUGAUAUUCAACUCCAUUUAUCACAGUUGUUUAUUUCACAGGGAAAGUUCAAUGAAUCCAUAAGGCAAAUCGAAAAAGAUGCAUCUGAAGAGAAUGAAGAUACUUCAUCGACACUAAACACACUUGCAACUGCACAUUUUCAUAAAGGUGAGCUUGACAAAGCGAUAAAAUAUUACAACGAGAGUCUUGCCAUGCUGAGAACAAUACACGGCAAAAAUCCUCAUCCUGACAUAGCAUCUGCGUUGGGUAAUCUUGGGUUCGCUUAUGACAGUAAAGGUAAGUUUGAUAAAGCGAUUCGAUAUCACAAAGAGAGUCUUGAAAUGCAGCAAAUAAUACACGGUAUUUGUCCUCAUCCUAAUAUUGCAGCUACAUUGGGAAAUCUUGGUUCAACUUACGACAGUAAAGGUGAGUUUGAUAAAGCGAUUCAAUAUCACAAAAAGGGUCUUGUCAUGUUGAGAUCAAUAAACGGUAACCAUCCUCAUCCCGAGGUAGCAACUUCAUUGCUUAAUCUUGGUAACACACAUACCCGAAAGGGUGAGUUUGAUGAAGCAAUUCAGUUGUACAAGGAGUGUCUUACAAUGCAGAAAACAAUACACGGUGAUAAUCCUCAUCCUGAUAUAGCAUCUUCCUUAAGUAAUCUUGGUAGCGCAUACAAAAGUAAAGGUGAGUUUGAUAAAUCGAUUCAGUAUCACAAUAAGAGUCUUGCUAUGGAAAGAACAAUACACGGGAACAAUCCUCACCCUAACAUAGCAUCUACAUUAGGGAGUCUCGGUUGCGCAUACGAGAGUAAAGGUGAGUUUGAUAAAGCGAUUCAAUAUCACAAAGACUGCCUAAUAAUGCAGAGAACGGUACACGGUGAUAAUCCUCAUCCUGAUGUAGCAUCUACAUUGGGGAAUCUUGGUAACGCAUACAGAAGUAAAGGUGAGUUUGAUAAAGCGAUUCGAUAUCUCAAGGAGAGUCUUAAAACGCAGAGAACAAUACACGGCAAUCAACCUCAUCCUGACAUAGCAACUUCAUUGGGGAAUCUUGGUAGCGCAUAUGACAGUAAAAUUAAGUUCGAUGAAGCGAUUCGAUAUCAUGAAGAUAGUCUUGCCAUGAAGAGAAUAAUUCACGGUAAUCGUCCUCAUCCUGGUAUUGCAUCUUCAUUGUUAAAUCUUGGUAACACAUACUGUAAGAAGGGAGAUCACACUCAGGGUUUGCAAUGUUAUACACAGUGCCUCAUCAUGCAGAAAAAGAUCUACGGUGAUCAACCUCACACUGAUAUGGCAGGUGUUCUAGGUAACAUGGGUAAUAUAUGUAGUGAAACAGGGGACAACGACAACGCUUUAAAAUACUAUUACGAGAGUCUCGCCAUGCAGAGAAAGAUCUUUGGUAAUCACCCUCAUCCGAUCAUAGCUUCCACAUUUCACAACAUCGGUAAUGUAUAUGUGGCUACACACAGGUACGCGGAGGCACUCAUGUACUUUUAUGAAGCGCGCGAUAUGUUGAAGUUGAUAUUCGGUGAUAAUCCUCAUCCUGAUUUCCAAACCGUAUUACAAGCUAUUAACUCGACAGAAGAAAUAUUGACGAGAUGCAUGUUCGCGGCAAUGCUGGUGUAG